AUGGACUCUAAAACUCAUCCGGCGCUUGCGGUAUCCAACAUCAAAACGCAUAUCCCCAUCAUGCUCGAGCAAGAUUCAGCCCAAUACACGACUUGGUCCACCUUAUUUCAAGUACAGUGUCGAGUUUUCGAGGUUGCUGAUCAUCUCAGCCCGCCACCUGCUGCUGCCGCCUCGUCCUCAACCACCAAUUCUGACCAGAAAGCUGAUGAUUCUGCAGACAAAGCUCUCUGGCAGCGUAUUGAUGCAGUAGUUCUUCAGUGGAUUUACGCAACCAUCUCCCCCGCACUUCUCCAGAUUAUCCUCUCUCCCGGUCAAACGGCGUAUAAAGCAUGGACCGUUCUGAAAAAUCAGUUCAAUGACAACAAGACUACUCGAGCCGUGUUUCUUGGUCAGGAAUUUGCUCAUCUCAGCCUCGAAAGUUUCUCCUCAAUGACCGAGUACUGCCAACGGGCGAAACACCUCGCCGAUCAACUCAAGGCAGUCGGUUCCCCCGUUGAUGAAAAUAUGUUGGUAAUUAAGAUUUUAACAGGUCUCAUGGAACAAUACGAUAGCAUCUCAACCGUGUUACAGAAUCGUGACCCGCUUCCUGAUUUUAAUGAGGUUCGAUCUCGGCUCACCAUGGAAGAAGAUAAGAAGAAGCGUCAAACCGCCCGCGCGGCUCAACACUCCGCCACUGCCCUCACGGCUUCUGUCUCCUCACACAGCUCGUCGCAGACACCAAACUACUAUCCUGCUUCGGAUCGCGGUCAUGGUCGCUCACGAGGACGCGGUCGUGGUCGUGGCCGCAACUACAACAAUCGCAACUACAACAACCGUGGCCCACAAACCAACACUCCGGCCCAUCCAUAUAUUGUGUUCCCAAGUAAUUGGACCGCCAAUCAAUGGGCCUCGCUCCUAAAUGGUUCCCCCUCCCCAUCGGCUCAAACCAUACCCCCUUGCCCAUACCCCUCUAAACCGAACACUCCUAGUUCGAACUCACAGGGCAUUCUCGGACCUAGACCCGACCAAAUUACACCUACAGAUAUUGAACAGGCAUUAUACACCAUGGCUCUGAAUCAGCCGGACCACGGGGUCAUGGACACGGGCGCAACCUCUCAUUCGGCCAGGUAUCUACUCUCCGUCUAA
Messenger RNA from Helianthus annuus (common sunflower), 1125 nucleotides. RefSeq lists its product as uncharacterized. Lineage: Eukaryota; Viridiplantae; Streptophyta; Magnoliopsida; Asterales; Asteraceae. The transcript has a single exon. The coding region runs from base 1 to 1125 and encodes 374 amino acids. The record is from RefSeq and is a predicted model, not a curated record.